Gopherus evgoodei (Goodes thornscrub tortoise) is the source of this 3617-nucleotide messenger RNA. RefSeq names its product family with sequence similarity 83 member C (gene SACK1C). Lineage: Eukaryota; Metazoa; Chordata; Testudines; Testudinidae. Bases 1709 to 3523 code for a protein of 604 amino acids. Gene Ontology annotation, biological process: epidermal growth factor receptor signaling pathway. The transcript has 4 exons. The record is from RefSeq and is a predicted model, not a curated record.
CACACACACACACACACAAAAAGCAAAUCAAUUGGAAGUAAAGUACUUUGCUAUGAUAAUGACUGGGAGGAGAAUCAUAGUACUCAGCACUUCAGAACCUGUGCGCCUCCCACCCGUCAGUGAGUACAAUCCAGCCUCAUGACUCAUCUUAAAAGUAUAUUUGUAUUAAAACUUGCCUAAAAUGACGUGGCCUGAUUCUCGGAGUUCUGACCCCAUCAGUCCCUAGUGACCACUAUGGCCCUUGAGUUUGGAAAUGUUGGCCUUUGCCUCCCUGGGUCUCAGAUUCCCUUUCUGGGAAAUGGGAUAAUAAUACUACUGUCACGCUUGGAAAGCACUUUGACAUCUAUGGAUGAAAAACCUUACAUGUGAUCAGUGCUACUGGCUGCUAUUAUGAUGAUGAUGACCCAGUGUGCAUGUGCAAAUUGGGGGUUUGGCUACACAUUAGCCAUGCACAGAACAAAUCUCUGCUGUUUGUGUUCAGUUCUGGUAGCACACACGCAAAGCCGUUGUGCAAUCAAACAUGCAUCUACUUGCUGAAAAUCAGCUCCUCUGUGCAGAGCUUUUUUUCCUGAACAAUGUGCAGUGCAUGUACCAGUAACACAUACCAUUCAGUACCAGGGAAGGGGUUCAAAGUACAAAGUGACAGCUCCUGAUGGGUGUCCCCCCUGUAUUAAAGCCUCCACGGGCAGAUUGGGCUCAAUACAGCACUGAAAAUACCCAUAACAUGCAUAGUGUUGCUGGUCUAGCACGGCAUGAGAAACAGACAUUCUCAGACAUCUUGGCUUCUGUGCCCCCCAGAUGUGUAUUUGGGGAAAUACCAAAAAAACCGCAUGUCUGUUGGGAAUUAUUGCUUCUGCAGGGUUCAUGGCGUGAAAGGCAUGUGCUGUUCUGAGACUGGUGCUUCAGGCAGACGACGUGUUCAUGAGCAAGUGGCCAUCUCCUCUGUUUGCUGACUGGCUGACUAUCGUUAAUUGCUUGUGAUGGUUGCAUUUUUUUAUAAUUACCACUGAGAAACAUGUUUGGUUUGGAACAAGAUGCAACAUCUGCAUUCCACUCACCACAGGACCUGGCCCGGCAGGUUGCUCCCUGGCUGACAGACAAGCUGAGAUGAGAGCAGAAGCCUGCCUGGGUGUCAGUACGAGGAAGUAUUUCUGCAAUCUGUUACUGGCAGGGAGAAGGAAGAGCCUAUUAAUUCUUGAAUUCAUCUGGAAGGGACAAGCCAGAGGCUGAGAAUCACAACUGCAUGAACACUUGUGCGCAGCCAACAAAACUGAGAGCAGGGAUAGCUGAACGCUGCCUCCUCCCCCGGAGCGGAGGGAUGUUCAGCAGGAAGUGAUGACCAACGCAGACUCAGGUAGGGUUGCCCACACUGUAUUUCAAAAGCAAGGGACUGUUCUCUUAGCAGCCCUUCCGCAGGACUCACCUACAUUGGCCUGGGGUAUCUCUUGCUGCUUUUUGCAGGACUCGGCAACUCCCAAUCUUGUUGUGCAGAGAUGAAGAAAUAAGGGACGUCCCUUCUCUUAAGGAACUGUUGGCAGCCCUAGAGAAGAAGUGCCAAAGUGCACUGAGGUCUCAAGUCCGAGAGCCCCCGGGGAGCCCAUUGUGAAAGAGCUGAGGAAAAUCAGAGAGAGACAAAGUGUUGGAAGAGAGGGCCAGCACCAGCUGCCAAAGAACACAACAGGCAGGAUUAGCAUCAACAGCUGUAGUCAUGUUCAGCCACCAUGUUCAGGCUAGGUCCCUGUUCCAGAGGGGCUCUGGGGACAGCCCUGGUGUGUCUGGACCGCUGCAGAGUCGGUUGGAGGAGCUGAAGAAGCUGUGGUGGAGGAAGCCCAUCCCCCUGGUGCUGCAGCACAGUGAGACAGCCAGACUGGCUGUGGAUGCCUUUCUGGAGCAGGGGGAGCCUGGGUAUCUGCAAGCCAUUGCUGAGGAACAGGAGCUGCCAUUUCUCUCCCCCCUAGACAUGGACUACAUGAGCCAGCAUAGAAGCCAGAGUAUCCUGGAGCCUAAUGCAAGGAAGGGGCACCAGACUGAGCCCAAAGAGGGAGACUCUGAGGACAGGGCCUCCCUUCUCUCUGAACUAAGCUCUGGUACCUACUUCCCACUCCUGUCUGACAUGCAGCCUCCAGAGCUGGAGCUGGGCUGGCCAGUGAUACCACUUGCCACAGGGUAUGGCCAAACUCAAGCCAGUGUGUAUUUCCAGAGAAACAAGGCCAACAGCAUCAAGGAUUUACUCCGGUGCCUGAUCAGCAGGGCAAAAACGGUGAUAGCAGUCGUCAUGGAUCUCUUCACAGACAUGGAGAUAUUGUGUGACCUGAUGGAAGCUUCAAGCAGACGACGUGUCUCUGUUUACCUGAUCCUUGAUGAGAAGUACCUAAAAUAUUUUAUAGAGAUGUGCAGUAAAAUGGGUCUUAACAAGGACCAUUUCCCAAACAUGCGAGUGCGGUGUGUGAGUGGAGACACAUAUUACAGUAAAGGAGGCAAGAAAUUUGAAGGUCAAGUCCUGGAGAAGUUUGUAUUGAUAGAUUGUGACCAUGUUCUUGCUGGUACAUACAGUUUUACUUGGCUUUGCAGUCAAGUUCACACCUGCUUGGUGACACACUUCCGAGGCAAAAUCGUUGAGGACUUUGACAGAGAAUUCCAAAGGUUGUACGUAGAAUCCAAACCUGUGCCUGGUUUCUGUAUCCCCGAGGCUGGAACAAGCUCCACUUCACCUCACAGCUCAGCAGCGAACUUCCAGUCUCUCUUAACAUCUGCCCAAACGAAUGAAGCUGAAACCGCAAGCCAUGCAAGCAGUCUCUCAAAUUCAAGCAUUGAGAGCGUAAAGGUGUCUCCUUUUCUGAAGAACUCCACCUACAAUGUACUCCAUGAAAAGCAAGACUUGGGUCCAGGUUUCACCAGUGAAAAGAGGAAGGAAGCCAUCGGCUCCACGAAGCCAAGUGACUCCAAGCAGCACUCGGAAAUGUCAAACUCAAGCCACAGCACUUCAGCUAACUUCAAAUCUGCCUUAUAUGACAAGCCUAAUCCUAUGUCACACCAGGCAUCCUUGCAGCCCGUGUCUUUCCCCAUACUAAGCUGCAGUGAACCUAGUCAUACAGAAAAGGCGGCAUUGGCUAAAACGAAAAAUGACCAAUUGCUCCAUCACUCUGCCAUCAGACAGGGACCAAACUUACAGUACUCCUCUGAGAACACUGGUACAAAUGGGGCAGAUACCAAGCAGAAAGCGCCCAGUGAUGUUUCAAGUGGAAAAGCAAUAGAAAGCAGCAGCAAAAUCUGCAGGAAUGAGAGAACGCUGACUCUUGGACAUAGUAAACUGGACCUGAUUAUCCAAUACAACCAGUUAAAAAGGGAGCGGACAGCUGCAGUCUCAAGCUCUGCUAGACUCGGUGAUGAAGUGCCAAAGGAAAAUAGCUGCACUAUACACAGGGAUGAGAAAACACUGACUCUUGGACAUAGUAAACUGGAUCUGAUCACAAGCUAUAACAAAUCAAAAUCUAAGCAAAUAUUGAGUCGAUUUGAGCCCUAACCUGUUCUCUCUUGUCUUGAGGGUUUACUUUCCUUGUGUUAAGAUCCAAAGGGUCUGGAUCUUGGGGGUCCCUGGGCAAGGUUUUGGGGGGACC